Molecule: messenger RNA, 984 nt
Organism: Arachis stenosperma
Lineage: Eukaryota; Viridiplantae; Streptophyta; Magnoliopsida; Fabales; Fabaceae
Product: protein FAR1-RELATED SEQUENCE 5-like
Exons: 1
Coding region: 1-984 (327 amino acids)
Source: RefSeq, a predicted model, not a curated record
AUGUCCAUAAACGAGGAUGAUGUGAAGAAUGAUUCUGAUAAUGAUUUGGUUGAUGAUUUCGAUUAUCAACCGAAUGCAGAAGACGAUGCUGAAGACGACGAUGUGGAUUCGCUGGAUUCUACUAGCAAGAGUGAAGAAGUUUGUGGUGCAAAAAGAAUAGCAGAUUUAAUGGUGGAGGAUAUUUGGAACCUGGAGUUUAGGACAGAGGAUGAGGCCUGCCAGUUUUAUAACGCUUAUUCUUGCUGGCAUGGAUUUGUAAUGAGGAAGGACGACAUGGUUAGGGAUAAUCAAGGUAGAAUCAUUAGUAGGCAACUUGUUUGCAACAAAGAGGGCUGGAGGAAUAUGAGGUAUCUCGAUCUGGAUGAUAGAUCAAGGGAGGCAAGGUCACUAACGCAAACCAAGUGUCCAGCUCGGUUUAGGGUAAAGCUUAACUACGGCUGCGGUAGAUGGAAGGUAUCAUGUUUUGUCGAAUCUCACAACCACGAUCUGACGCCACCCCAAUUUGCACAUCUGGUUCCGGCCAAUCGUCGUCUCACUGUCACCGAUAAAGUCCAAGUGAAAAAUCUUCAUAAUUUUGGUGUCAAGACCUGCUAUAUUAUGGGGUAUAUUGCGUUCCAGAAGGGUGGAUAUCGUCAUGCUGGCUUCACACGCAAAGAUUUGUACAACCACAUUGAUCGUUAUCGUCGGUCAAAGGUUAAAAACGGGGAUGCCAAUGCGGCAAUAAACUAUUUGAUUGGCAAGUCAAACAACGAUCCGCUGUUCUUUGGAAAGUAUACGUUCACUAGUGAUGAAAGGCUGGAGCAUAUUUUUUGGGCAGAUGGGCAGUCAAUUAUCGACUAUCACUGCUUUGGAGAUAUUGUUGCCUUUGAUUCAACCUACAAGAAGAAUAAAUACAACAAGCCUUUGGUCAUUUUCUCUGGAUGCAAUCAUCACGGGCAGACUGUUAUCUUCGGCUCCGGCCUACUAUCCGACGAAACCACAUAG